AUGGUUAGUGCAAUCUCCGUGUUCCGCAGCGAGAGACCACUAUGGCGCAGCGAGCAAGUCGUCUGCUCGGCGCUCACCAGGUGCAGGGUUCGAGUCCGCUGAAGACUUUUUCAAUUACCAUAACGAUCUGAAGGAACGUGAGUGAUAAAAAAAAUACCUGAGGACUCUUUUGGUUCUAUUUUACGCAAAAGUUACCUGGUUCUGCUGAUAACAAUGUGUGGACAAGGUUAGUAUUAUUUAACCUGGAAAUUAAUGUUUUUGCUUUCCCAUCACUCAACUGUUGGUGAUAACGUCUAUUUUCAAAAUCUACACCUUGGAACAAAUGGACACGGGCGAGCAGAAACCAAGGAGGUAUUUUCUAAAUGUUAUUCAUUACGAUUGUUUUCAGACACCUCGAUAUUCUUCUCAUCAUUCAUUUUGUCGGCUCGGUGGCACAUUUUCUAGCCGCACUUUUUCUAUAUUUUUCGUGGAACAACCUACAAAUUUGCGACGAAAUCAGCAGCAAAGUCGGAAUCCUUCACUGUGAGUAUAAAUAAAAUUUCAAGGGCUGAAUAGAUGAGAUAUCAAUGGUUUGUAUUUCGAAAAUCUGAGGAAGGCGAUCGGAAUUUCAAAAAGUUUGGUUGUAAAAUAAAUGCGGACAUUAUUUUUUUUAUUUUUUUUUGUAGUAUUCAGACUUUAUCAGCAGGACUUAUUACUGAAUAAAUAUAGUUUCUAAAAGCGAUUUUGGUGAAAUCUUUCUUACAUUUCAGUGGUCCUUGUUGUAAUCUACUGCUUGGCGACUUUUCUCAAGUUGGCCCUAUCCCUUCGACAUUUUUUCAUCAGCAACUUUCAACCAAGGCACCAUCAUCGCAUCUUAGUAUUGUGCGUCUGAAUUUUUGCGAUUCUGUUAUUCUAGAUCAUUUCAGUUCUUCCGCAAAACAAAGCCGCUUUGGCUUGUUUUUCCCAACUUCUCACGCAACUUUUUCUCAUGACGAGUCGAGAAUGCGGAAUUGAAGAAUUUCCGGUGAGCUGAAGGUGUUUUUCUGAAUUAUUAAAUGACGAUGAGAACACCAAUAUUUGUAGGAAACAAAAAUAUUCAAUUUUCCCUGGCUUCGACUUUUUUUUUGCGUAGGUCUCCUACGCAUGGCUUAAAGCCUCAACCAGCGAAAUUAUUUUUGGAAACAAAUUUCCUAUCAUCAGAUUCCAAUACUCUAGCUGGAUCCUUGGAAGGCCGAAAAUAGACUCUAUUCCAGAAACCAGUCUUCUACACGACAGCUUUCUGUACGACGUCCGUGCUCUUCAACUACGUCUUCACCAUGUUUGCCGUGAAAUCUUUCAAGCGAAAACAAUGAUAAAUAAACGUCUCCCUACAAUUCGAGUACAGUUCUUCAACAAACACAAGUGUUUUACUCGCAGCAAAUUUGUCGGAGACUCCUCCUCCUUUAAUCCAACUUGUAACACUUCACCUUAUUCGAAUUUGAGAAUCGGAGGGCGUACAAAAGACGCCCAAUUUGUCGAAAACAUUCGAUUUCUGGUUCCCAAAACCACACAGUCUUCAUUCUUUUGAAAUUUUCUGUCAGUGGUUUAUCAUUUCGCUCAAAAAAGUAUUUGUUCUUUUUUGAAAAAAAAGAAUGCUUCGAAGUUUUUCUCCAUUCAAUUUUCGGCUCAAUCGAGAAACUUUCUGUGGGCCUGUUGUGCUCUGUGAAUAGAACAAAUGUGCAAAGGAUAGCUGCCCUCAAUUAACUGUUUUUUUUUUCCGAGGGAUUUCCACAAAUCGUUUUGUUUACGAUUCAACACUAUAUCCAGUUUUUCCUCAUGUUUUAUUUUUUCAAUACAACUAUUCUCCAUUCAGAGACUCCAAUAUCUGCAGUGAUGAGCGUUUCCGCACUUCCCAACUCUGUUAAAAGUCAGUUUCAAACCUGUAUUUCUUUAAAAUCUAAUUUUGAAUUUUACAGACUUGUUCCCAGAGGAAAAUCUCAAGUUCGCGGAGUCAAUCACCGAAAGUGAAGCCAAGGUGCUGAGAGAGGUUGGUAGUCGAUUUUGUUGCUUGAUUUGAAUGUCUUUGACACAGGCUUUCCAAAAACACGGAUGUUUUGAAGAAUGCGGAGAAAUGAUCAGCCACGUAAGAGAAAAGUCGCCGGAAUUGGCCAGACGAAUGCAGGAAGUCUGGAUUUACUUUGGAAGCAAAUCAUGGAGGCCGAUUUCAGGUUCUGGAGGCGAAUAAGAAUCGACUGAGUGGGUUGACUCCCGAAGCGAUCGCCUACUCGAAAAGAGUAAGCUCAUUUUGCAAACUAGAAACAGAAGAUAAAGAAAUUAGGAAAGGUUGUGUUAUCAAAAGACGGAGCGAUUCGAAAAGGGAUGAUGAAAAAAAAAAUAAAUAAAAAGUUUUGAAACCCUUUCUAAAGCCGAGUUACUAACUUUUCGUUCUCGAAGAAGAUUGGGAAUUUUUUUAAACAAUCUAUUGUGUUUAGGCCAAAAUUUUCUUAAAAAUUACCGAAACUUUGCAGGUCAUUUGCAUGGUAACUCGAAUUUUGUGCAACUUGACCCUGGGGAAACCGGUCGACGAGUCGGAAGCUAAUCGAAUCACAGAGGACUUCAAGGUGUUCUUGAUUAUUCACAAAUUGGAUUAAAUUAACUCGCAAAGUUUUAUGAUGUUUCAAUUUUUUCCAGAAACUGUGCGACAGCGACCGUCUCGGCAUGCAGAACAACAAUCCAGACAUCAAGUUUCAGUGA
Messenger RNA from Caenorhabditis auriculariae, 2712 nucleotides. Lineage: Eukaryota; Metazoa; Nematoda; Chromadorea; Rhabditida; Rhabditidae. The record is from the annotation of a GenBank genome assembly.